This is a messenger RNA of Zasmidium cellare ATCC 36951, 606 nucleotides long. RefSeq lists its product as uncharacterized. Lineage: Eukaryota; Fungi; Ascomycota; Dothideomycetes; Mycosphaerellales; Mycosphaerellaceae. The transcript has a single exon. The record is from RefSeq and is a predicted model, not a curated record. Gene Ontology annotation, cellular component: cytosol. Gene Ontology annotation, molecular function: NAD(P)H dehydrogenase (quinone) activity. The coding region runs from base 1 to 606 and encodes 201 amino acids.
AUGCACGCCCUCGUCGUAAUCUCCCACCCAGACCGCCGCUCCUACACGCACCAAAUCGCCUCCAGCCUCAUCACCGGCCUCACCUCCCCUGACAACACCACAAUCCCACCCCCAACCUACGAAAUCGCGGACCUCGCCGCGGAAAACUUUGACCCGCGCUUCACCGCCCACGACUACGACGUCGCCUCGGGCGCCGCCAACCCCCACCCCUCCAUCCUCGCCGAGCAAGAACGCAUCUCUCGCGCCGACGUCCUCAUCCUCAUCUUCCCCAUCUACUGGUGGUCCCUCCCGGCCCUUCUCAAAGGCUGGAUCAACCGCGUCUUCCACGCCGGGUGGGCGUUCCGCGUCGACUACGAGAGCGUGUCCGUGGAGAAGAAGUUGACGGGGCUGAAGGGUGUGUUUAUCGGGGUGGGCGGGAUUACAAGGGGGACGUAUGAGAGGAGGGGGUAUUGGGGCGCUAUGAGGACGGAGAUUGGUCAGGGGGUUUUUGAUUUUUGUGGGAUGGAGAGGGGAGGGGAGGAGUUGGUUUUGCCUAGGUAUGAGGCGGUGGAGGGGUUGGAGAGGGUUAGGGCGUUGGGGGCGAGGUUGGCUGGGGAGGGGAAGUAG